AUGGGCCGGGACCUCCAAAAGCGCAAGCGGCGCUCCUCGCGCGCCGCGAUCCGGCAACCCUCGUCGGCUCGGCGGCCAAAGCGGGCGCUGAUCCCGCUGGGGAGCAGCAUCGUGGCCAAGAACUGGAACAAGAAGGAGACGACGACGCAGAACUACCGGCGGCUGGGGCUCGUGGGGCGGCUGCGGGCGCCGACGGGGGGCGCGGAGCCGGUGCGGCGGGGGGAGGCGGCGGCGGCGGCGGCGCCCGCGGACCCGUUCGCGAUCGGCGGGCGGGGCGCGGCGGUGCUCGGGGAGGCGCGCGUGGAGCGGGACGCGGCGGGGCGGAUCGUGCGGGUGCUGCGGCCGGGCGCGGGCGCGGGGCACCCGCUGGGCGACGCGCUCGCGGCGCUCGACUCGGACUCGGACGCGGACGCGGGCCCGCGCUCGCACUACCAGCAGCUGACGCGGAGCGCCGUCGACGACGGCGAGGCGGAGCGGGACGGCGUCGCGGCGCAGCUCGAGGCCGAGGCGCGCCGCCCCGCCGCCCGCAAGCCGCGGCCGCAGAGCGCGCGCGAGACCGAGUGGCUGCGCGCGCUCGUCGACCGCCACGGCGACGACGUCGCCGCCAUGGCCCGCGACCGCCGCCUCAACCCCAUGCAGCAGACGCCCGCGGACCUCGCGCGCCGCCUGCGCAAGAUGCGGCAGCAGCAGCAGACGGGUGGCGGCGGCGGCGGGCCGUGAGAGAUGAUCCGACCUGAUAGGCGAAAGAGAAUGGGAGAGGGAGCAGGAACACAGAGCGCAGGGGGAGGGGGGAGAGGUGCUUGCGCCUCGCCGCGCGCGCCGAUAGUCGUUGGCUCGCGAAUUGCGGCGCCUGCCAUGGAGCACCGCGUGCAGUAUCUGACCCUGCCGUUGUGAGCAAGGCGGCGAUGAUAGCGAAGGCGGCGACUACGACGGGAGUAGGACGUGGAGGCUUCCAUCCGCCUGACUGUCUCGACCCUGAUGCCCUAGAGCACAUGUGGGCAGGUAGGCGUUGCGCCUGGCAGAACCGGCCGUCGGAUUUCUAGGAAGAGCAUGGGCUAUCCAAACCUGCACGGGAUUGUCUGUGUAAAGUGUGGUCUUCUGCUCGUCCAUAAGUGGACUCAUGUACGCAUCAUCGCACGGCGUUACGGGGGGGCGAGGGUUUCAACAAGCUAAGCAGGUUGUGUAGCUAACUAACUAGCUAUCAAUUGCCUACCUAGCUCUCAGGAGGUAAAACA
Messenger RNA from Durotheca rogersii, 1235 nucleotides. Its product is annotated as ribosome biogenesis protein Nop16. The transcript is spliced from 2 exons. Gene Ontology annotation, cellular component: nucleolus. Gene Ontology annotation, biological process: ribosomal large subunit biogenesis. The coding region runs from base 1 to 720 and encodes 239 amino acids. Lineage: Eukaryota; Fungi; Ascomycota; Sordariomycetes; Xylariales; Xylariaceae. The record is from RefSeq and is a predicted model, not a curated record.